GAGAAAAUAAUCACAGCAGUCUAGUGGUUGGUGGAGAGCCUGGUGAACAAAAACAAAGCCCAUCUGAAAACUGUGUGCCCUCCAGGGCUUCAAGCCACCCCCAUAGUCUGGCUGAGACACCCUCACCUCACCACAAGAUAGUCAUGAAUGCAAUCAAUGAGAACCCUCAGGCUGGCAGAACAGUGCAGAGCAUAAAGCCAGCCUCCCUGCCUGUUCACAGGAUUCCCUCAGGGGAUUUACCUCUGGUUACACAGGGAGUGGCACCCCCGGCUCAAGACAGUGAGACUCAUGGACCUGCUUACCAUGGAGGAGAUAAGGCUGAGCGUCACUCCAUGUUAGCCUGCAAGCAGCCCAUGCAGCUGCAGCAGUGCAACAUUAUCACCACUAUUUGCAGAGGGGCUAGCAGUGUAGAAGGUGGCGUACAGCAGCCUCAGACCCGGUGUGUCUGUGUCUCGUCCCCCAAAGCAGCCAAAGUGGAGGGUGUUGAAAAAAAGGCCAAUCUUCCCCCUAACUGUGACAAGGCACUCUGCUACGGCUCUUAUUUCCAUCAUGCCAACUUUGAGGACACAUUUGCUGCCUACUGCCAUCCCCAGCCCAUCCCAGCACCCUCCCAGCUGCUGCCACGCCACCUAGAGCCAAGCUGCGACAUCCAGCGUGCAGCUGCACCUCCUUCACCGAUGAACCACCUCACCCUGCCUCGCCUCAUCUCCUCUGUCAGUGAGACAGGCCUGGAUGCCAAACACCUGCUGCGGUGCUGCAACCUCAACUGCUCUUGGAUCAGCUCGCUGCCUCCUGGUGCUGGGCCCCAAUCUCAAAAGCCCUUUGGUUUAGAGGAGUGCUGCAGCAGUCCCGUUGGCCACGUCAGAACAAUGACCCGCAACAUGGGGACUAUGACAGCCCACAAAGUACUGAGGGAUGUUGGGGUGCAGACAGGGCAGACCAUCACACCUCACGUGUUCCCCCAGGUCUGUCUGGCAGCAGAGAGCAGGAGCGACACUGCCUGCAACCAAACCCCGAACACGGACAGCGAUGGAGGGAAGAAAUCGAGUGGUGCUCCCAAGUCCCCAGUGAAAGAGGUGAAGUGGGAUGCAGAAGGGAUGACAUGGGAGGUGUAUGGGGCCUCUGUGGACCCUGAGGAGCUGGGUCUGGCCAUCCAGAGACACCUGGAGCUGCAGAUCAAGGAGACAGCGAUCCAUGCGGCCAAGCUGUCACGCCAGAACACCAACACCUCCCGGCAGAGCAGGAACACCGGCAGUCAGAGGAAGAAGAGCAGGAUGAUGGGCUCCAUCCGAACCCCGGCCUGUUGCGCUCGCACCACUACAGCUGUUGACUAACUGGCCCUCUGAGUGAUGGACGGGACAGAACCUGAACACUGUGUUCAGUAGCUAGUACGGCUACUCAUGGCCUCAGCCUCAAAUGACCAUCUGAUCAGAAGGUCUACGGAACAUAGAAUAAUCUGCAUACUACCAGAAGGGGUGGUAUGCCUGCAUACCAGAA
Molecule: messenger RNA, 1497 nt
Organism: Morone saxatilis (striped sea-bass)
Lineage: Eukaryota; Metazoa; Chordata; Actinopteri; Moronidae
Product: GRIN2-like protein
Exons: 1
Coding region: 144-1334 (396 amino acids)
Biological process (GO): neuron projection development
Cellular component (GO): plasma membrane
Source: RefSeq, a predicted model, not a curated record